AUGGGAGUCGCUGUACUUCCCGGCAGCCGCCCAAACACUACCUUUAGCCUUAGUCUUGGCGUUGACCCGGGGAAACAAGUAAACUACGCCACGCCCGUCGUGCACCGGACCUCCGGCGGAUGUUUUACGGGGAGUUCAGAGUCAACAGUAUUCACACGUUCGUGCUGGAUUGGAAAUACCAAGUCGACAGCUGUUUCAUUGGUGGUGCUUGACCAGGUCCCGGUCAGCGAAACCGAGGAUCUGCAGGUUAAUAUUUUGCAACCUAAGGGUUUGAGUAAGGAAGGGGAUUCUGUCAGUGUAGUCCCCGGUAGUAGCGCUGCUAAGGCUAUCUGGGGAUCUGAGCGAGUGACGAUGUUGAAAAGUGGGGAGAUUAUGUGGCAGCUUGCUCUUGAAAAGGGGAAGGAGGUUAAAUUGACUUUGGAUUUUGAGACGAAGAUGCCGAGUGGGCAGAAGAUGACAGGUGCGUAUUAA
Messenger RNA from Paracoccidioides brasiliensis Pb18, 471 nucleotides. RefSeq lists its product as uncharacterized. The record is from RefSeq and is a predicted model, not a curated record. Bases 1 to 471 code for a protein of 156 amino acids. The transcript has a single exon.